Messenger RNA from Manihot esculenta (cassava), 429 nucleotides. RefSeq lists its product as uncharacterized. The record is from RefSeq and is a predicted model, not a curated record. Lineage: Eukaryota; Viridiplantae; Streptophyta; Magnoliopsida; Malpighiales; Euphorbiaceae. The transcript has a single exon. The coding region runs from base 1 to 429 and encodes 142 amino acids.
AUGGCCAAUGAUACUGGCGUCCCACUCCUGCCGGCCACCUACAUGAGCCUCCGGAAAUGGCUGGAAUCCGACCCAGAGUUUGGGAGAUCAGGGAGCUACAAGGGCUGCCGGCCAGCGGUUGUGCAUGGGCAACCUAGGGUUGUGGACAGCAGAUCAUGCAGACAAAUGUACUUACGGAGCUACACGUUCUCAAGAAAAGAAAGUGUUUCUGAGAAGACAAAGAAAUGUAUAGGCAAAGUUAAAGAGAGAAUCAAGAACAGAUCAUCAUUAUCAUCAUCGUCUUCGUCUAAAGCUAGCCAUGUCGAGAAGAAAAGAUUUGUUAAAGGAGAGUCUUUAAGGAGAGUUUCAUGUGCUGCUUUGUUCUCUAUGUUCAAGAGAUUGCUAUCUUGUACGGCCAAGGUUGAUGUGGUUGAAUAUGGAGAUCAAUAA